GAUCAUGGCUCUUGGUCUGAUGCUCUCUGUCCAGUGUGCACUGGUACCCUGCCGUGCGUCUUUAAGAAGAAAAUGAAUUUGAGCCCCUCCGCGCUGACGUAAGGGAAUUGGAGAGGCUGUACCCUGCAGGAAGAGGCAGAUAACCGUGAUGAGGACCAGGCAGGGGUACCGGAUUUCUGUCCUCUCAGCCAUUUGACGUAGUUUCACCUUUUUUUUUUUGUAACCCACAAAUCCAGAGAUAAGCUGGAUUCCUUUGAGUUUUUGCGCCAGCACAGCGGUGCCGAUUUCAGACCUCCGCCCUUUUUUCCUGAACUCUCACGGAUUUCAUCCCUCAUUUCUUUUGCUCCUAAAGAGGGUCGAGAUGUUCUGUCGGGAAGUACGAAAGUCUGGACGUACGCGGAUGAACUAGAAUGACCCCGGAUAUUUUCUGUGGCUUGAGACUGAUGUGAUUUUCUCAGCAUCACUGUUUGGUUGGAAAGGAAAAAAAAAAUGCACCAUAACCAGGAGGAGCAGUCGGUAAAUCCAAUUACUGCGCAGCACGGGACGGCGCACCACAGUGACUCCAACAGCCUGGGGACCAGCUUAGUCUGUGGCCUCAAUGACCUCCAACCACCUGCUUACUCUAAAUUGGAGUUCAAGAAAAAUGCAGUGACAGAUGAUUAUAAAGUCACAGCUCAGGUUCUGGGUUUGGGAAUCAAUGGCAAAGUACUGGAAUGUUAUUGCAAGAAAACAGGAGAGAAAUGUGCCCUCAAGAUCCUGUAUGAUACACCUAAAGCCAGACGGGAGGUUGAGCUGCAUUGGAGAGUUUCCGGAGGUCCCCACAUUGUGCCAAUACUCAGCCUGUAUGAGAACAUGCACCAGGGGAAGAAAUGUCUCCUCAUCAUAAUGGAGUGUAUGAAGGGAGGAGAGCUGUUCAGUCGCAUUCAGGCCAGAGGAGACCAGGCCUUCACGGAGAGAGAGGCGUCAGAGAUCAUGCAUGACAUCGGCACGGCCAUAGAGUACCUCCACCUCAUGGACAUUGCUCAUAGGGAUGUAAAGCCUGAAAACCUGCUCUAUACCACCAAGGAGAGUAACGCCACGCUCAAACUGACUGACUUUGGCUUUGCUAAGGAGACGACGCUGCACAACUCCCUCCAAACUCCCUGUUACACUCCAUACUAUGUUGCCCCAGAGGUGCUUGGGCCAGAGAAAUAUGACAAGUCAUGUGACAUGUGGUCUUUAGGCGUAAUCAUGUACAUUCUUCUGUGUGGUUUUCCUCCUUUCUACUCAAACACAGGUCAGGCCAUCUCUCCGGGCAUGAAGCAGAGGAUCAGAUUGGGCCAGUAUGAGUUUCCUAAUCCUGAGUGGGCUGAUGUGUCUGAGGAAGCCAAACAGCUCAUCAUUCAGUUACUGAAGACAGAGCCCAAUGAGAGGAUGACCAUCGGACAGUUUGUGAACCAUCCUUGGAUUAGUCAGUCAAUGGUGGUGCCUCCAACACCGCUCCACACCUCUCGUGUUUUGACAGAGGACAAGGAGCUGUGGGAUGAUGUGAAGGAGGAGAUGACCAGUGCCCUGGCCACCAUGCGCGUUGACUAUGACCAGGUGAAGAUCAAAGACUUGGACAUGUCCAGCAACCCUCUGCUCAACAAGAGGCGAAAGAGGCCCAUGCCUGAAUGACCCGACACAGGAGGAGGUGUGUAAUAGUGACAGAGAAGAAACAUUUUCUGAAGAGCAUGGGGAAAUUAUUAUUUGACAAAAAAAAGUAGUAUUAAUCUAUGAAAGUCAGGGUGAGCAAUAUUUUCCCAUCUUAAUGUCACUUCUUCUAUUUUACUCACUUUUUAUAUCACUGCACUCGAAAGUCUAAUAAAUGUCAUUUAUUUCAAUCGUUACUACUACUUAAUAUGUGAAAUAAAGUUUUGUUUUUUAUGUUUUA
This is a messenger RNA of Larimichthys crocea (large yellow croaker), 1912 nucleotides long. RefSeq names its product MAP kinase-activated protein kinase 2-like. The record is from RefSeq and is a predicted model, not a curated record. The transcript is spliced from 10 exons. Gene Ontology annotation, molecular function: ATP binding; protein kinase activity. Lineage: Eukaryota; Metazoa; Chordata; Actinopteri; Sciaenidae. Bases 490 to 1656 code for a protein of 388 amino acids. Gene Ontology annotation, biological process: protein phosphorylation.